Racocetra fulgida is the source of this 1575-nucleotide messenger RNA. The record is from the annotation of a GenBank genome assembly. NCBI's taxonomy places the organism in Eukaryota, Fungi, Glomeromycota, Glomeromycetes, Diversisporales, Gigasporaceae.
AUGACUGAAUUGUUAGUGAGUAAUCAAGAUAAAAAAAUAUUGACUCGCAUAUUAAGCAAAUAUCCCUACCAAUUUUAUGCUUACGGUUCGCGAGUAAAAGGCACUGCUCGCCAGUAUUCCGAUUUAGAUCUUUGUUUUCAGGAAGAAAUUCCCAGUUAUAUAUUAGUUGAAAUUGAAGAAGAAUUAGAAGAAUCUGAUUUACCUUUUACUGUGGAAUUAUGCUUAUCUCUUAUGACCCUCACCCAACCAGAACUACUCCAAGAAUUACAAAAACACUUAACGGCCGACGCCAAUAAAUGUCAUGGUUGUGGUGAUACUUUUCACACUUACAAGAAUUUUGACUACUGUGCAAAUUGUGCGGUCAAUAAUAGCCGCUAUAUCGCUCGAAAUAGCCCCUACAAGCAGCAAAAAUUAACUGGAUUAUUCUUACAUAAAGAUGUCGAUUACCGCACUUUAUUAGCCGAUAUGUCUAAUCAAUAUGGUGAGGAAAAUUUACCCGACCAAGAAUAUUUGGUUGAAGAAAUUGCCCUCGAAUAUUAUGAAACCGGAAAAAAGAAAAAAAUAUCUGCUUGUUGCAAAGAAUGUAAAACUAAGGCUCCCGCGUUAAGAGAACAACGCACUAAGGAAGUGCAGAAAUUGAUUGUCGCUUAUCAGCAAGUAGGAGAAUCCGUUAAAAGAUUAAUGAUUACUUGUUGUGAAAUAGCAAUUACUUUGGCUUUUACUAAUUUACUCUCCUUAGCCAUUUUUGCGGGCUAUACCAUUCACCUCAAAGACCGCACUUUGAAAUUGGAGCAGAAAAAUGGGAAGGAGCAAAAGCAGAUUGACGAUUUGAAACGAGAAGUAGAACAUAAUUUGGAUGAGUCAGAUUCAGAGUUGAAUAAUUUUAACCCGUCUUCAUCAAAAGUCUCCUGUCCAAGUCCACAAAUUGAACCAACUGCUACUCCUGAUAAUAUGACUAAGGAACAAUUGCGACAGGAGAUAAAAGAGAAAGUUAAGCCAGGAGUAAAACCCAGUCAACUCAAAAGAAGUAAAAGUGCCGAUAAUAUUACUUCCCCGACAAACAAACUGGAAACCCGAGUAAAGGAAUUAGAAAGUAAUUUAUCACUUCUCCAAAAGGAAAAUCAAGAGUUAAAAAAGGCCCAAGCAGAACCAGAAAUUUUUUACGAAGCCUCCGAAGAUAAUCCUGCUGAACUCAAAGCCAGAAUUAGUGAAUUAGAAGACCAAAUUUUAGAGUUGCGAAUUAGCAAACUCAAAGAUUUUAGCGAAUAUCAGGAGGCAAAGAAAAAAGUAAGUGCGGAAUUAGAAAGCAAUAUUGGUUAUGGAGUAAAGGAAAUUGAAAGAUUGGAAACCAAAUUACGCACGAUUAAUAAAAAACGCUUAGAACUCCAAGAACAAUUAGGACAGAGCCAGAGUGAAAAGGCCAGGUUAGAAAUAAAGUUGCUAAAUGCUGAGAAUAAGGACCGAGAACCAAUUGCUCCUACUUCUAAUUGUCUGUCGUCUCCUCCUUUAACACAUUCCCAAGGGACGCAAACUGACUUAUCUGAUAAGCAAAUUACUAAUCUUAUCCAGCAGUGA